Molecule: messenger RNA, 2154 nt
Organism: Juglans regia (Persian walnut)
Lineage: Eukaryota; Viridiplantae; Streptophyta; Magnoliopsida; Fagales; Juglandaceae
Product: CBS domain-containing protein CBSX6
Exons: 4
Coding region: 643-1941 (432 amino acids)
Source: RefSeq, a predicted model, not a curated record
GCCUUCUCUCUCUGCCAGUGUCUGUGUCUGUCUGUCUGUUUCUGGGUCUGCGUCUCUACCCCUCUCGCAAAACCACCAGGAUCCACGCACUCGGGCUUUGAGACGUUCUGUUUCACAUAGGGAGAGAGAUCUUUAUUUCAUGGGCCUUAACCGUAGGGACUUGGAUAGAAUUCUUGCUCUUCUCCAGCUUUUUCAUCAAUGGCCAAUCCUCUCACUCUCUGUCUCAGCUCCUACUUCUUCACUCUUCUGAUUCUUCACAGACUUCUACCCAUUACCGGACUUCACCUUCUCCUCAUCUUUCUUCACUCCCUUUUCUAAGUCUCGCUUACCGGUUUUCCCGGUACCCACUUCCUCUUCUUUAUCCUUCUCUCUGCUUGAUUCUCGGGAAAAUAAGAUACGCAGGAAAUAUUAUUUUAUUCCUGGAUUUUUCUGGAGCAAACGCAAACUGGCCCCCCUCUAGUUGAUUGCUCUGUGAAGGUGGGAAAGUGGAAGAAAGUUCAACUUUCAAAUAUCUGGAUCCCCUCGGAAGUUAUAAACUUCAUUGACCGAACUUAUUAAAUCGAGGCUUCUCUUUAGCCAAACAGCAGUAUACAACUAUUCAUUGUCAGAUAUCUAGUGAUUUCAGACAAACGGGGAUUGAGAAUGGCAUCGGUGUUUCUGUACCAUGUGGUGGGCGAUCUGACGGUGGGGAAGCCUGAGAUGGUGGAGUUUCUGGAGAUGGAGACUGUCGAGUCGGCGAUACGUGCGAUCGGGGAGUCGACAGAGGGAGGAAUACCGGUGUGGAAGAGGAGAUCGCAUUCCCAGCAUCCAGGUGUGAUUGAGAGUGGUGAGAUGAGGCAGCAAAGGUUUGUGGGCAUUCUUAGUUCUCUUGACAUUGUUGGCUUCUUGGCAAGGAGUCAGUGUUUGGAGGAUCAGGACAAGGCCAUGAAGACCCCAGUUUCCGAGGUGGUUGUGCCUAAUAAUUCCCUGUUGAGGCAGGUUGAUCCUGGGACAAGAUUGAUAGACGCCCUAGAGAUGAUGAAGCAAGGUGUGAAGCGUCUUCUUGUUCCCAAAAGUGUGGGAUGGAAAGGCAUGAGCAAGCGAUUCUCCAUCCUAUACAAUGGUAAGUGGCUGAAGAAUAUUGAUACCUCAAGUGGCAGUGGCAUUAACCUCAACGCCAACACCAACCGUCCUUCCUCAUCUUCCACAUCUUCCACCACCACUCUCCGUGGUAAGUUUUGCUGUCUGUCAAGAGAAGAUGUCAUCCGUUUCAUUAUUGGUUGCCUUGGUGCUUUGGCCCCACUCCCUCUUUCCUCCAUCUCCUCCCUUGGAGUCAUCAACACAAACUACUACUCUAUUGAAGCCUCCUUGCCAGCCCUCGAAGCAACCCAAAAGCUUCCUGGAGACCUUAGUGCAGUAGCUGUUGUGGAAUGCACGCCGGAUGGACAGUAUAAGAUCAUUGGAGAGAUCUCUGCCACUAAACUAUGGAAAUGUGAUUACUUGGCGGCGGCAUGGGCUUUAGCCAAUCUUUCUGCUGGACAGUUUGUGAUGGGAGUUGAAGAUGAUGUGACCUCAAGGUCGUUGCCAGAUUUCACUCUGAAUUCAACAGAUGGCAAUAACAAUUUGGCUAAUGGAGGUGGUGGGUCAAGAAGGCCGAAGAAAUUUAGCAGUAGGAGUAUUGGGUUCUUUAGCAAUAGCCCAAGUUUUGGUGGCAAUAGGAGCAUGUAUAGGGGCAGAAGCGCCCCCUUGACAUGUAAGGUUACGAGUUCAUUGGCUGCAGUUAUGGCUCAGAUGUUGUCUCACAGGGCUUCUCACGUUUGGGUGAUCGAGGAUGAAAGUGAUGAUGUUCUAGUUGGGGUGGUGGGUUAUGCUGACAUUUUGGCUGCUGUGACCAAACAACCUGCUGCAUUUGUUGCUGCCAAUCGAUCUGGCGAGGCAUUUGGAAAUGAAAUUCAAACUUGAAUUUGUUAAUUUAUUAUUUUUUUGGGUGGUUUUGAGGUUGUAUUAAGCUAUAUAGAAUGUUUGCAAUUGUGUACUCUAGGAUGCAUAAGAGAAUUGGGCUUGCUAGAUUUGCAUGUUGUCAAGGUUCUUUCUUUCCUUUCAAAACUAUUUUGUUGUGAUAAUAAAACCAUUCAGUCGUGUUCCUGUAAUAUUUACAAGUGCAGUUUCGAUUUU